AUGUGGAACGCAGGUGCCAGCCCUCCGACCACGGGGGCUGAGCCCACGACUGGAGGAGGGGGCUGGCAGCCGGCAGAGCGCGGUGGGAGAGGCGGCAAGGAGGGAGUGCGAGAGGCAGAGCCCGGGCUCGGCCGGCUGGUGAGAGGGAAGAUGAGCUCUGGCAAUGGCACCUCUCCCACCACACCUCUCCCUGGGCUUCUGGAGCCAGUGCCACCCAGUGCCACAUCCCCUGAGGUGACAGACUGGCUGCCCAUCAUCGUUGGGCUCGUCUGCAUCUUCCUGGUGCUGGCCACCCUCCUCACCUUUGUCACCCUCUGCAAGCCAGCAGCACUGGGCCAGUCCUUCUCCAGCCCCCAGGAGUGCCUGCCCCACCACCCCGUGGAUGCCAGUGAGCCCCAGCUGAGGCUCUGGAAGCGUCUGGGCUCCCUGAGGGCCUCCAUCAGCAGCUUCAGGAGGAGCCAGCUGCUGUCCCAGAGCCCGCUGGCCUGUCCCAGGAGCUUCUCCAGCAGCCAGGACUGGGACAUUAUGGAGUCCACCAAAAUGUGA
Messenger RNA from Onychostruthus taczanowskii (white-rumped snowfinch), 546 nucleotides. RefSeq names its product chromosome unknown C10orf105 homolog (gene CUNH10orf105). The record is from RefSeq and is a predicted model, not a curated record. The coding region runs from base 1 to 546 and encodes 181 amino acids. NCBI's taxonomy places the organism in Eukaryota, Metazoa, Chordata, Aves, Passeriformes, Passeridae. The transcript has 3 exons.